Messenger RNA from Fomitopsis serialis, 1388 nucleotides. RefSeq names its product glycosyltransferase family 15 protein. NCBI's taxonomy places the organism in Eukaryota, Fungi, Basidiomycota, Agaricomycetes, Polyporales, Fomitopsidaceae. Gene Ontology annotation, cellular component: Golgi apparatus; membrane. Gene Ontology annotation, molecular function: alpha-1,2-mannosyltransferase activity. The coding region runs from base 156 to 1166 and encodes 336 amino acids. The record is from RefSeq and is a predicted model, not a curated record. The transcript has 13 exons. Gene Ontology annotation, biological process: cell wall mannoprotein biosynthetic process; protein N-linked glycosylation.
GCGAAGGCGCAGCCACCGACUACUGCAACUCGGAGCGGCCCACCGCCGACCUCUCUCAACACCUCCACGUCCAUCCUCCGCCCGACGGCAGCACCGCCAGUCCUUCCGCUCGGCGCAGUUCCAUCCACCUCGUUUGAGGUCGACUCGUCGACAAGAUGAUGACGCCUAUGCGUUAUGUGAUACUGGUGCUGGCCAUCAUUAUCAGUUUGCACUUCAUUCUGAGCUUCUCGCAUGAGGAGUAUGGCCGAGCUACCUCUAUCACGCGCCUCAAGGAGCAGCUGCAGAGUGGACCAGGCUCGAAGACGUACGAGUCGUACCCUACCCCUGCAGUCGACUAUUCAAGCAAUCCAGAGCGAGCGAACGCUACCUUCGUCUUGCUCGCGCGGAAUAGCGAUCUGAGAGGCAUUGUCACCAGUGUGAAGCAGAAUGAGGAUCGCUUCAAUAAGCAGUACAAGUACCCAUACGUCUUCCUGAACGAGGAACCCUUCAGCGAUGAAUUCAAGAACAUGAUUCUCGAGAUCACAAACUCGAACGUUGAGUUUGGCUUGAUUCCUCAUGACCACUGGUACCAACCUUCCUGGAUCGACGAGGACAAGGCGUCUGUAGCUCGCAAACAAAUGAUCAAGGACCAGGUCAUUUACGGAGGUUUGUCCUACCGGAACAUGUGUCGCUUCAACUCGGGGUACUACUGGAGAAUUGAGCCCGACGUUACCUUUUCUCCCUUCAAAGUGAUGCAGGACGGGAACAAGGUCUAUGAUUUCAUCCACAACAACUCGGACCUCAUCCCGCCUGGCAAUGCCAUGUCUUUCAUCUCCGAUGACAACGGCGAGACAUACAACAACUGCCAUUUCUGGAGCAACUUCGAGAUUGGCGACCUUGACUUCUGGCGCGGCGAGGCGUACUCCAAGUUCUUUGACGCCCUGGACAGUAAGGGCGGGUUCUACUACGAGCGCUGGGGCGAUGCUCCCGUUCACAGCAUCGGCGCUGCGCUCCUCGCAAAGAAGGAGCAGAUCCACUUCUUCAACGACAUUGGGUAUCGGCACAACCCCUUCCAGCACUGUCCCCAAGGCGACUCGCACCGCAAGGGCCAGUGCUGGUGCGACCCCUCAGAAAACUUCGACUACGAGUGGUACAGCUGCCUGAAGCGAUACGAUGCUCUGUCCUGAGCCAGAUUCUUGUCCGUGUCUUGUCUUAUGUAUACGCAUUGGUACUGUCUAUCCUUUAAUUCUAAAUCUUGUCGUGCAACGGACAAUGCAGCGUCGGUAUCAACAGGCACAGUGUCUUUUGUGCCUCUCGUAUCGGAAUGGGGUGAAUGCUAGCUAGCAACAACUGAGAGCAGGAAAACCCGCCAUACUGCACCGCGAGUAAUGAGAGCGUUCAUUGUCCCC